CAUUGGGGAGUGCGGUGUACCCCUGCCUCUAAAUAUCUAGCUAGCUAUCAACGAGAGUAGCAACGCCGGUUUAAUUCAAUGGGAGAGAGAGGCCAAGAAGAGUCGGUGCUUGUCCUGAGGAUCUCGGAGAUCUAUGGUAGGAUCUCCGAGCUCAGCAACCUGAGCCCAUCCAUGGAGGUGGACGCGAUCUUCACUGAGCUGGUCCACACCUGCAUCCCUGUGGUGGCCAUUGAUGUGUCCAAGUUGAGCUCGGAGGUGCAGGCCAUGAGGACCAAGCUCAUCAAGCUGUGCGGCGAGGCAGAAGGCCUCAUGGAGUGCCACUACUCUGACAUCUUGGCCUCCUUCGACAAUCCGCUCGAUCACUUGCGCCUUUUCCCGUACUACAACAACUACCUCAAGCUGAGCCAGCUCGAGUACACGCUCCUGGCGCGGCACGCCCCGGCUCCGGCUCGCGUGGCCUUCGUCGGCUCCGGGCCCCUGCCGCUGAGCUCCAUCGUGCUCGCCGCGCACCACGUGCCGGCCGCGGCGCAGAUCGACAAUUAUGACGUCGAUGCGGCGGCCAACGAGCGGGCGCGGCGCCUGGUGCGCGGGGGAAGCGACCUGGCGGCGCGUCUGGCGUUUCACACGGCGGACGUGAUGUGCGUGACGCAGGCGCUGCGGGGGUACGACGUGGUGUUCCUGGCGGCGCUGGUGGGCGUCGAGCGCGAGGAGAAGGUGCGGGUGGUGGAGCACCUGGCGCGCCACAUGGCGCCGGGCGCCUUCCUCGUGGCGCGGAGCGCCCACGGGGCGCGCGCGUUCCUCUACCCGGUGGUGGACCCGGCGGAGGACCUCAAGGGCUUCGAGGUGCUGACGGUGCACCACCCCGACGACGAGGUCAUUAACUCGGUCAUCGUCGCGAGGAAGCCGACGCACGCCGGGGGGCAUCCGCCGGCUGCGGCGGCGGUUAUGAGGCCCUGCAAAUGCUGCGAGAUGGUGCAGGGGCUUCAUCACUUCGGCCACGGAAGCAUCGUAGAGGAGGUUGGGCUGGAAGAAGUAGAACUGCCAUCCUCGUGAUAAGCCAAUUAAUCAAAGUUAACGCGAGCUUUAUUUUAAUGGUGUAUCCGUGCUGCGUGCUGUCUUCUUCAAGUGUUUUGCUUAAUUACCAUUUGCCAAGGGGAAAUGUGGCAUUUGCGUGUUGUUAUCAUGCAAUAAUAUUAAUAAUUUGUGUGUUAAUCUUCUACGA
Zingiber officinale is the source of this 1222-nucleotide messenger RNA. RefSeq names its product nicotianamine synthase 9-like. The transcript has a single exon. Gene Ontology annotation, molecular function: nicotianamine synthase activity. The record is from RefSeq and is a predicted model, not a curated record. Bases 79 to 1053 code for a protein of 324 amino acids. Gene Ontology annotation, biological process: nicotianamine biosynthetic process. NCBI's taxonomy places the organism in Eukaryota, Viridiplantae, Streptophyta, Magnoliopsida, Zingiberales, Zingiberaceae.